AUGCUCCCCACCCAUCCCCCAUCCGACUCUACCCCUCUCCCCUCCUCCUCAUCCUCCUCCUCCCGCCGCGUCGCUUACUACUACGACCAAGACGUCGGCAACUACAACUACUACCUCGGCCACCCCAUGAAACCCCACCGAAUCCGCAUGGCCCACAACCUCAUCGUCAACUAUGGCAUGUGCGACGAAGAAGGCGAGGAGCACGGGCCUGCUGAUAUUUGGGGCGAGGGGAGAAGGGGGGUGAAUGAUGAGCUUGCGCAAGGGUGGGGCGGGGGGGAGAUGGGGGAGGCGGAACUCAAGUGGGAGAAGGCGGCGUUGAGGGGGGCGAGGUCAAAGACGAUGCAAGUGUUCAAGCCGAGGAGGGCGACGAAAGAGGAGAUGACGAGGUUUCAUACCGACGAGUAUAUCGACUUGCUUGAGGCGGUGACGCCGGAGACGGCGGAUGCCUUGACGGGCGGUGGUACGCGAUGCCUGAUAGGUGAAGAUUGUCCCGCCUUCGACGGGCUGUUUGAAUUCUGCACCAUCUCUGCUGGAGGCUCUCUGGGAGCCGCCGAGAGAUUGAAUGCGGGCGCUGCAGAUGUAGUGAUCAACUGGGCAGGUGGUCUGCAUCACGCGAAAAAGACUGAAGCGAGUGGUUUCUGCUACGUCAAUGACAUCGUCCUGGGUACCCUCGAGCUCCUCCGCAUACACCCCCGAGUCCUGUACAUCGACGUCGACGUCCACCACGGCGACGGCGUCGAAGAAGCCUUCUAUGUCACCAACCGCGUCAUGACCUGCUCCUUCCACCGCUUCGGCGAGUUCUUCCCCGGCACCGGCGACGUCCGCGACGUCGGCAUGAAAAAAGGCAAAGGCUACGCCGUCAACGUCCCCCUCCGCGACGGCGUCACCGACACCUCCUUCCAAUCCAUCUUCAAACCCGUCAUCGACCGUAUUAUGGCCCAUUUCCGCCCCUCGGCUGUGGUGCUCCAAAUGGGCGCCGACAGUAUCUCGGGCGACAAGUUGGGAGGGUUUAAUUUGACGUUGGAAGGGCAUGCGGAGUGUGCGAGGUUUGUAAAGAGUUUCGGGGUGCCGGUGAUGAUGUUGGGGGGUGGAGGGUAUACGGUGAAGAAUGUGGCUAGGGCGUGGACGAAGGAGACUGCCAUCAUGUGUGGUGUCGAGCUCGGCGAGGAACUACCAUACAACCAAUAUUUGGAGUACUAUGGCCCUAGGUACAAGCUCGAAGUCGUACCCACCAACGCCCAAGACCACAACCCGCCCGAAUACCUCGAACGCAUCAAACAACAAGUAUUCGAAAACCUGCGCGACCUGCCCUUUGCGCCCGGUGUACAAAUGCGCGACGUUCCGAAAAAGUCUGUCGGGCAGGUGUUGGGGAUAACGGAUGGGUAUGGUGGUGGGGAGGGGGAUGAGCCUGAAGAUGAGCUGGAUCAGAGAAUAAAGAAAUUGUUGAAGCGCCGAAGAGCAAACCCCCUCGACGACCCAUCCACAUCAUCAUCCGACUCUGAACCCGACGCUUCCGCCUACGCCCGUCCCGGCCGUGCGCGCAGACAAGGUACAGGCGGAGGCCGCGGUCGCUGGCGGUCCGCCCGCUACGCCCAAGCCCAGGCCAAAGCCAAAGAACGCGAAGCCCUCCGCCGUAAAAACAAUAAUAGGGACGAGGACGAUGAGGAUGAGGAUGAUCCUUGUGGGGCAAAGGCGAGGCCGAAGAGGAGUUUCUUCAAGAUGGCGGCGAAUGGGGUGGGGACGACGAUAGAUCCUGUUGGCUUUGGCCUCGGCAUAGGGGGAGGAGGGGGGGAGGGGAGUGGGAAGGGCAAGUCGAGUGGGUUGAGUAGUGGGCUGAGUGCGCUGGCGGGAUUGGGGGUGGUGGCGGAGUGGAAGGGCGGGGUUUCGAGAGCUGGUACGCCUACGAGCAUGGCAUGA
Cryptococcus wingfieldii CBS 7118 is the source of this 1917-nucleotide messenger RNA. RefSeq names its product histone deacetylase 1/2. The record is from RefSeq and is a predicted model, not a curated record. The transcript is spliced from 4 exons. The coding region runs from base 1 to 1917 and encodes 638 amino acids. Gene Ontology annotation, molecular function: histone deacetylase activity. Lineage: Eukaryota; Fungi; Basidiomycota; Tremellomycetes; Tremellales; Cryptococcaceae.